UCCUUCAUCUCUAUUGGCCGCCCGGCACGACUGGCCGCACAAGAUCCCGUUCCGGACCUCUCGCGAUCUUUUCCACGGCUCCAACAUGGCGCAACAGGAGCAGGUUGAGAAGGAGAACCCCAUGCGGGAGCUGCGCAUCCGCAAACUCUGCCUGAACAUCUGCGUUGGGGAGAGUGGGGACAGGCUCACCCGAGCUGCCAAAGUCCUGGAGCAGCUCACGGGGCAGACCCCUGUGUUCUCCAAAGCUCGAUACACUGUCCGCUCCUUUGGGAUCAGGAGAAACGAAAAGAUUGCUGUCCACUGCACUGUGCGCGGGGCUAAAGCUGAGGAGAUCUUAGAGAAAGGCUUGAAGGUGCGGGAAUACGAGCUAAGGAAGAAUAAUUUCUCCGACACCGGCAAUUUUGGUUUUGGAAUUCAAGAACAUAUUGAUUUGGGUAUAAAAUACGAUCCCAGUAUUGGUAUCUACGGCUUGGACUUCUAUGUGGUUCUGGGCAGGCCUGGUUUCAGCAUUGCUGACAAGAAGCGCCGAACUGGGAGCAUUGGGGCCAAGCACAGAAUCAGCAAAGAGGAAGCUAUGCGGUGGUUUCAACAGAAGUAUGAUGGCAUCAUCCUUCCUGGUAAAUAAAUGGUUUCCUCUAUUCAAAAAGAGCCAAUAAACUUUUUCCACUGUUUCA
Messenger RNA from Anolis carolinensis (green anole), 674 nucleotides. It is a transcript of the gene rpl11, whose product is annotated as ribosomal protein L11. Gene Ontology annotation, biological process: translation. The coding region runs from base 86 to 625 and encodes 179 amino acids. Gene Ontology annotation, molecular function: RNA binding; structural constituent of ribosome. The record is from RefSeq and is a predicted model, not a curated record. The transcript has 6 exons. Lineage: Eukaryota; Metazoa; Chordata; Lepidosauria; Squamata; Anolidae. Gene Ontology annotation, cellular component: ribosome; cytosolic large ribosomal subunit.